Medioppia subpectinata is the source of this 606-nucleotide messenger RNA. NCBI's taxonomy places the organism in Eukaryota, Metazoa, Arthropoda, Arachnida, Sarcoptiformes, Oppiidae. The record is from the annotation of a GenBank genome assembly.
GUCCAAAUGAUGGCACGAGUCAUACGUUUGCCGCCAGACUUUCACAACAGAUUUAUGGAUGUCUAUCAGAUGUCUGUGUCAGUGAUAGACAUGUAUAGAUCCGGUCUUUCAAUCGAAGUGUUGUAUAUCUUUGAGAUUUUACCCAUUUUUCUCAUCAGAUCCCUUGUCAACAAUUUUAGAGGAGUGAAGAGUUGCUUCCAGAAGGCAGUGGACAGUCGACGAGCACUCUCUCGAAUGGACGCCUUCCCGAACCCAAAGGCCGAGGAUUUAGUGGAGGACAACAUUUGUGCCGUUUGUCGCGACGAAAUCAAGACAACAGAAUCGGCCAAAAAACUCUUUUGCAGACAUAUAAUUGGUUCCGAAGACAUACUAAUUCUGACAAUAAUUAAUAGGAGUGAAGAGUUGCUUCCAGAAGGCAGUGGACAGUCGACGAGCACUUUCUCGAAUGGACGCCUUCCCGAACCCAAAGGCACUCCUAAAUCACCUCCUGUUUUCUUAACCAAGGCUUCUGAGCAGACAUGUCCCACAUGUCGGUCAGAUGUGAUACACAUGAGACAACCCGACCAUCAAAUACCAGAUAAUGGUCCGCAAGAAGUGCAGCCCUAA